This is a messenger RNA of Tauraco erythrolophus (red-crested turaco), 1581 nucleotides long. The record is from RefSeq and is a predicted model, not a curated record. NCBI's taxonomy places the organism in Eukaryota, Metazoa, Chordata, Aves, Musophagiformes, Musophagidae.
AUGCUCUACCUGGUUGCUCUCCUCUUGCACUGUCUCCCCUUGGCCAUGGGACAGUAUGACAUUUGCAAGUCCUGGGUGACCACGGAUGAUGGGCCGUCAUGGGAGUUUUAUGCUUGUCAACCCAAGGCCAUGCGGAUGAAGGAUUAUGUGACGGUACGGGUGGAUCCUGCAGGAAUCACUUGUGGGGACCCACCAGAGAGAUUCUGCACCCAUGAGAACCCGUACCUGUGCAGUGACGAGUGCGACGCCUCCAACCCGGACCUGGCUCACCCACCGAAACUCAUGUUCGACAGCGAGGACGAAGGGCUGGCCACGUACUGGCAGAGCGUGACGUGGCGCCGGUACCCGGAGCCACUGCUGGCCAACAUCACGCUGUCCUGGAACAAGAGCAUCGAGCUGACAGAUGACAUCGUGAUCACCUUCGAGUACGGCCGACCCACCAUCAUGAUGCUGGAGAAAUCGCUGGACAAUGGGAGGACUUGGCACCCGUACCAAUAUUACGCAGAUGACUGCAUGGAGGCCUUCAGCAUGCCAGCACGGAGGGUCCGGGACCUCUCCACCACCAGUGCCAACAGGGUCCUCUGCACAGAGGAGUAUUCCCGCUGGGCGGGCUCCAAAAAAGAGAAGACUGUCCGGUUCGAGGUGAGGGAUCGCUUUGCCAUCUUUGCUGGCCCCGACCUCAAGAACAUGGACAACUUGUACACCCGGCUGGAGAGCGCCAAAGGGCUGAAGGACUUCUUCACCGUGACUGACCUGCGGAUGAGACUGCUGAGACCGGCCCUGGGGGGCACCUACGUGCAGAGGGAGAACUUGUACAAGUACUUCUAUGCCGUCUCCAACAUUGAAGUCACCGGCAGGUGUAAAUGCAACCUCCACGCCAACCUGUGCACCUUCAAAGAGGGCAGCCUUCAGUGCGAGUGCGAGCACAACACCACAGGGCAGGACUGCGGCAAGUGCAAGAAGAACUUUCGCUCCAGGUCUUGGCGAGCAGGAUCCUACCUGCCUCUCCCCAACGGGUCCCCCAACGCAUGUGCAGCUGCAGGCUCAGCCUUUGGCAACUGCGAGUGCUACGGCCACUCCAACCGCCGCAGCUACAUCGAUUUCCUGAACGUGGUGACCUGCGUGAGCUGCAAGCACAACACGCGGGGCCAGCACUGCCAGCACUGCCGCCUGGGCUUCUACCGUAACAGCUCGGCAGAGCUGGACGACGAGAAUGUGUGCAUUGAAUGUAACUGCAACCAGAUCGGCUCCAUGCACGACCGCUGCAACGAGACCGGCUACUGUGAAUGCAAAGAAGGUGCCACGGGGCCCAAGUGCGACGACUGCCUGCCCAACUACUACUGGAGACAGGGCUGCUUCCCCAACGUCUGCGACGAUGAGCUCCUGCUCUGCCAGAACGGUGGCCCCUGCUACCAAAACCAGCGCUGCAUCUGCCCCGUGGGCUUCAAGGGGGUCCUGUGCCAGCAAUCCAGGUGCGAAGCUGACAAAAAGGACUGCGACGGUGCCCCCAGCGCGCACAGCAGCCUCGGCACCGUCCUCCUCGGGGUGCUCGCCCUCCAGCUGCGCGGCUGGGUGGACCUC